AUAUUAUUAGCUGUGAUGGUUUGCAUUCAAGACGAGCUUGUCAGAAAAUUGUUCCCUCUGCAAAGGGUGCCUCUGGGCCUGCGGCAAGGAAGGGCAGGUAUAAAAGGCAGCCCCAGUCCCUGCUCUCUCAUCCACUUCUCUUGCCUCCUUCUCCUUUGCAACCAGGUGCACCUCCACCCUCGAGACAUGUCCUGCUCCGACCAGUGCCUGCCAUGCCGGCCCUGCGGCCCGACCCCGCUGGCCAACAGCUGCAAUGAGCCCUGUGUCAGGCAGUGCCAGAGCUCCACCGUCGCCAUCCAGCCCUCCCCCGUGGUGGUGACCCUGCCCGGCCCCAUCCUCAGCUCCUUCCCACAGAACACCGUUGUGGGCUCCUCCACCUCCGCCGCCGUUGGCAGCAUCCUCAGCUGUGACGGAGUCCCCAUCAACUCGGGGGGCUUUGACCUCUCCUGCAUCACCAGCCGCUACUGCAGCAGAAGGUGCCCCCCCUGCUAAAGCUGCUGGCAGUGACCCACGGAGACACCUCGUGGAACUGAGAACAUGCUGCUGGGCACAGGAUCACGAAUUUGGAUGUUGUUUUCAGG
Molecule: messenger RNA, 581 nt
Organism: Tyto alba (common barn owl)
Lineage: Eukaryota; Metazoa; Chordata; Aves; Strigiformes; Tytonidae
Product: feather keratin Cos1-2-like
Exons: 2
Coding region: 16-492 (158 amino acids)
Cellular component (GO): intermediate filament
Molecular function (GO): structural constituent of cytoskeleton
Source: RefSeq, a predicted model, not a curated record